AAAUCAAGAGGAAUGAAUCGCACCUUUAUCAUAGUCUUGACAGCUUUAUUUGCAUGUUUAAUGGAGAUCAGCAACUUAAGGGUUGUGGAUGCCAAAGAGCAUGAGUCCAGGUCAUCAACAAACUUGUCUCCCUCGGACUUCCUGGACUCUCUCAUGGGUCGAACAUCUGGUUAUGAUGCACGAAUAAGACCGAACUUCAAAGGUCCACCAGUUAAUGUUACCUGCAACAUAUUUAUCAACAGCUUUGGUUCAAUAGCAGAAACUACAAUGGAUUACAGAGUGAAUAUCUUCUUGCGUCAGAAGUGGAAUGAUCCUCGACUGGCGUAUAGCAAAUACCCUGAUUCGUCUCUGGACCUGGAUCCCUCCAUGUUGGAUUCAAUCUGGAAACCUGAUCUCUUCUUUGCCAAUGAGAAAGGGGCCAACUUCCAUGAUGUCACCACAGACAACAAGCUUCUGAGGAUCUUCAAAGACGGCACUGUUCUCUACAGUAUCAGGUUGACUCUCAUUCUGUCAUGUCCAAUGGAUCUGAAAAACUUCCCCAUGGAUGUCCAGACUUGUACAAUGCAGUUGGAGAGCUUCGGGUACACCAUGAACGAUUUGAUCUUUGAGUGGCUGGGAGAUGGCCCUGUGCAGGUGGCGGAUGGACUCACCCUGCCUCAGUUCAUCAUGAGGGAUGAGAAGGAGCUGGGCUACUGUACCAAGCACUAUAACACAGGUAAGUUCACCUGCAUCGAGGUCAAGUUCCACCUGGAGCGUCAGAUGGGCUACUACCUGAUCCAGAUGUACAUCCCUUCCCUCCUCAUCGUCAUCCUCUCCUGGGUCUCCUUCUGGAUCAACAUGGACGCCGCGCCGGCCAGAGUGGCACUGGGCAUCACCACGGUGCUCACCAUGACAACGCAGAGCUCUGGUUCCCGGGCCUCCCUACCAAAGGUAUCUUACGUGAAGGCUAUUGAUAUAUGGAUGGCAGUUUGUCUUCUGUUUGUCUUUGCUGCACUACUGGAAUAUGCUGGAGUUAACUUUGUCUCUAGGCAACAGAAGGAAUUCCUUCGCUUGAGGCGAAGACAGAGGCGGAAUCACAAGGAUGAUGACAUGAGAGAUGGACGUUUCAACUUCUCUGGCUAUGGCGUGACUCAGUGUCUGCAGAUGAAGGAUGGGAAUUCUGUGAAAAAUACCGUCCCGGUCCCUGCCCCGCCACCACCUGUACAAAAAGACAUUGACAUGAUGAAGAAAAAGUUUGUGGACAGGGCCAAAAGGAUUGACACAAUCUCCAGAGCAGCCUUUCCAUUGGCCUUCCUUAUCUUUAACAUCUUCUACUGGAUCACGUACAAGAUCAUCAGGCAUGAGGACAUCCACAAAGAGUAGUUGAUCUGUCCUGUAGGUUCAACACAUCUCUCUUCCUUGUUUCUCUGGGUGAACAAUUCUUGGACGCCACAGAGAAGAGUUAGUUAGGAGACUGUACACUGAGAAAAUGCACAGUGAUGUUGUGGGUGAUGUUCUUUCAGGGAUAAAAGUAGAUGUUUGUACAAAACCCUAGACAAAGGCAUGUAUUGAUUUACGAGUGGAAGAAUUGGUGAAACAGAAAAUAAUGUGUUUGUUCUAUUCCUGCAUAUUGUUUCCUGGAGAAUUUUCAAUGGUUUUUACUCAAAGCACAGUAUAGUAAUGGAUAAGUGGACCAAAUAUGACCAAACAAAACAACACUGCCUUUGCAUUGGUUCCAUCUUGCAGUGGAGCAACAUUUCAUGGAUUUGCAUAUUUAUGGUAGUCAGGAUUUCAGGUAAAGUUAGACCUCUGAGUGUUGGAAGGAAAAUAUGUUUCGUAUUGAGAAUGUUCAGAGCUGUUUUAUACAAUUGUACUGCAGUUCGUCACCAUUUGUAUAAACGGAAAAAUACAGCUCUUUUGUUCAUUAUUUAGGGAGCACAAUGCGUGCACACACACAUAUUUAGAAAGCACCAGACACACAUGUUUUUCAUGUGUGUGAGGCUGUGAAAUGAUAACAUUCUGAAUUGGCAGUUGGAUACUGCAAUUCUACGAACAACCCAUGGCCUUUGAUAUCAUGGAUUUGAUGAGAUGAAACGAUGCUUCCCUAUUUUUCACAAACGCAGCAUUUCUUGCUGCUCAGCUGUCUGUCAGAAGCAUUGCUUAUCUGAAGCUCUUCUAUCUAGGGCUGGAUAGAUGUCUGUUCUCGUUCAGUUUCGGUCUAUGUAUAGUAAGUCAUAUUGUUGCAUUAUUGAUGUCACCCGAAUGUUUAUUUUUAAUUGUUGAUUCAGUGAAUAUUUGGCAGUUUCAAAUUCCAUCUGUUCAAUUGGUAAUUUUUUCAGUCUCACGUUAACAUAGGUGAUGUAUUGUAACCCGGCUUAUGUUCCAUUAGGUAGGUCCAUUCUAAAAAUGAACAAUCAUGAAAGACUAUUAUUACGAAUGGCAAAUUACUGACACAUAACUACAUUUUUCGAAAUUGCCAUAUACCAAUGAAUAUGUAUCACAGGUCAAUAUUGCAGGUAUUCUAGGUAUGGUUUUAGAGAUGAAGUGUAUGUCUUUUGUAGAUUUAUUGUAAAGAGCUGUUUAUUGUCAUGAGGGCAAUUGUUUAUAAAAAUUAUGUAUAUUUAAAAUUCCUAUAAGGACUGUUGAAUGCAUCCCCCUCACUUCUCUGCCACAGUUUUGACCUGCCCUCAUUGGGUUGCCACACUUGGCAUUAUAUACAGUCAUGCAACUAGUAAAGAGAU
Molecule: messenger RNA, 2720 nt
Organism: Hypomesus transpacificus
Lineage: Eukaryota; Metazoa; Chordata; Actinopteri; Osmeriformes; Osmeridae
Gene: glra2
Product: glycine receptor, alpha 2
Exons: 9
Coding region: 13-1362 (449 amino acids)
Biological process (GO): nervous system process; regulation of membrane potential; chemical synaptic transmission
Cellular component (GO): neuron projection; synapse; plasma membrane
Molecular function (GO): transmembrane signaling receptor activity; glycine binding; chloride channel activity
Source: RefSeq, a predicted model, not a curated record